Molecule: messenger RNA, 2715 nt
Organism: Macrosiphum euphorbiae (potato aphid)
Lineage: Eukaryota; Metazoa; Arthropoda; Insecta; Hemiptera; Aphididae
Source: the annotation of a GenBank genome assembly
AUGCAUAGAAAGAGAUUGAGCGGAGCACAAUAUAAAAAAGCAGCAAGAGAAAAGGAAGAAAGAGAAAAAAAAGCUAUAAAUCAAACCAUAAAACUGGAUAAAUUUUUAUUUGUUAAAAAUAUUGACGAUGCAAAUCAAACAAAUGUGAAUUCGAGACAUUCGAGUAGUACUGUAUUAGAUCAAAGCAAUGACGUAAUACCUACUGAUGGUGUGGAAAUAAAUAAUGUUAUAAGUUCUUCUGAAUCUGAAUUUCCUAAUUUAACGGCAGAGGAAAUUAAUAAAUUAAUACCUACUGAUAAUGUGGAAAUAAGUGUGAUAACAAGUAAUUCUGAACCCGAAACUCCCAAUUUGACGACAAAAGAAAUUAUUCACGGAACAAUUAGCACUCCUGAAUCAUGUUAUAUUCUUGAAUCAUCUUUUUCUUUUAAUAAAAUAUUUUGGACUGUCAACGAACAUGCGCGUGAUUAUUUUUCUAUAAAUGGUUUUGAUGUUAAUAUAUACAAAAAUUGUGAUUUUAUAAACUCUAAAUUAGAAUCUAGAUGUAUGACCAAAAAUAUGUUUGAACGUUUAUUACCAAAUGGUGAAAAAAUCGAGAGAUUUUGGUUAGUCUACUCUGAAAGCACAGGUAAAGCAUUUUGUGGACCAUGUUUUUUCUUUUCAAGUCGUAACGAUGAAUCCUAUUUAUCAACGCAAGGUUUUAAUGAUUGGAAAAACGCACAAUCUCGUUUUAAGCAACACGAAUGUUCUACAAAUCAUAUACAAUCCCUUAUAACAAUGAAAACUAGGGCAAAUCUUAGUGAUCGUAUUGAUAAAAAGCUUUUUUCACAACUUGAAGAUGAGAUAUCUUACUGGAAAAAUAUUUUACGAAGAGUUGUAGCCGUUAUAAAAUCAUUAUCGUCGCGUGGACUUCCAUUUAGAGGUCAAAAUGAAGUUAUUGGUUCAGUCCACAAUGGAAAUUUUUUAAUGGCAAUUGAGCUUGUGGCACAAUUUGAUCCAUUUUUAGCUCAACAUAUUUCACGAUAUGGAAAUCCGGGCAGUGGUCAUACAUCGUAUUUAUCAUCGACAAUUUAUGAAGAUAUUAUGCAACUUAUGGCAAAUAAAAUAAUCCAUACAAUUGUUGAUCAGAUUAAAAAAUGUAAAUAUUUUUCAUUAAUUAUUGAUUCCACACCUGAUAUAACACAUAUAGAUCAACUGUCUUUUAUUGUACGAUAUGUGUAUGAAGGUAUUCCUGUUGAGCGUUUCAUUCAAUUUAUACCUAGUUGUGGACAUAAAGCUAACGAUAUGAAAAAAGCCGUUUUAGAUACGUUGGAAAGCCUUGAUAUUAGUAUAAAUGAUUUCAGAGGCCAGGCUUACGAUACUGCUAAUAAUAUGUCUGGACGUUAUAACGGAUUACAGGCAAAAAUAAAAGAAUUAAAUAACCUUGCUGUAUAUAUACCAUGUGCGGCGCAUUCAUUAAAUUUAGUUGGUACUCAUGCUGUGCAAUGUUCUAAUGAAGCUGCUCAACUUUUUCUCCACGUUCAACAUCUUUAUACAUUUUUUUCCGGAUCUACUCACAGAUGGAAAAUUUUAAUGUUUAAUUUAAAGUCUGAAUCAAAAACACUAAAACGUCUUUCAGGAACUCGAUGGUCAUCAAGAGAUGAUGCUUGUGUGAGUUUAAAUGAUUCAUGGGAUGAGAUAUUAAAAACUUUAAGUUUACUUGAAAAUGACAAUAGUGAACCAGCUGAAACUCGAAAUGAAGCCUCUGGAUUGCGCAAGAAGUUUGAAAAACUCGAGACAACGUUUAUGGCUAUAUUUUGGGGAUUUAUAUUAAACAGACUAAAUGCUGUAAGUAAAAAACUUCAAAGUGUUGAAAUAGAUAUUACAGUAGUUUUGGAGUUGUACGAUUCACUAAUAAAUUUAAUAUUAUCUCAGAGAGAUAAUUUUGAUGAAUUUGAGAAAAAGGCAAUUUUAAGAGCUCAAAUCAAAGAAUAUAAAACAACAAUUUCAAUAAAAAAGAAAAGAACAAUUCCAUAUGAUGAAUCAAGACAAGACGAUGUUCAGUUAACAGGAAGAAAUCAUUUUAGAAUCAAUACAUAUUUAACAAUAAUAGAUAAAUUAAAUAAUGAGCUUCAAAAAAGACGUGAAGCCUAUAAAUAUUUUUGUGAACCUUUUUCUUUUAUAAACACACUUAAAAACAUGAAACAAAAUGAAAUAUCAGAAAAAGCUAAAAAACUUUGUAAAAUUUAUAAAACUGAUAUAGAUUAUGAAGAGUUUGAGCACGAACUAUUACAUUUUCGAUCUCUUUUAAUUUCCAAGUAUAAUGAAGAAAAAUUCACUGCAUUAAAACUAUUGGAAAUAAUUUAUAAAAAUGACUUAAAGUCGGUGUUUCCAAACAUAGAAAUAAUUUUGAGAAUUUAUAUUUCAACACCUGCCACUAAUUGUACUGCGGAAAGAUCAUUUUCUUCUUUGAAGCGGAUAAAAACUUAUUUACGUUCAAAAUUAGGAAAAGAAAAAUUAAACUCCUUGGCGAUUUUGUCGAUUGAAAGUGAAAUGACACAAGAAAUACAAUUUGAAGACAAUUCAAAAUUUUGCGGAAAAAAAAGCAAGACGCAAACAAAUGAAAUAGUUUAUUUUUUUACAUUAUUUUUUUACAUUAUUUUUAUAUGUUGUAUAAUAAUACGUAAGUACGAAUUUUUAAGUUUGAUUAGUUGCUUUUGUUUUUUUAUAAUACUAUAG